Messenger RNA from Mesorhabditis spiculigera, 660 nucleotides. NCBI's taxonomy places the organism in Eukaryota, Metazoa, Nematoda, Chromadorea, Rhabditida, Rhabditidae. The record is from the annotation of a GenBank genome assembly.
AUGGUCGUGUGGAUUGCGGCAGCCGCUUGGCUCGCCCUGGUCGCCUUUGCUGCUUCCGUAUUUUUCCGUGCCAUCGAGACAACACCAGCCGUCUCGUUGCUCGUCCCGCUCGCCACAAUUGCCCUCAUUUUUGAGAUCGCGACGACGGCCGGCAAGAAGGAGGUUUGGUGCAUCGGCUCAGAGCGUGUUCUGUUUCUCGUUCUCUUGUUUUCCGUCGACAUGUCGGUAAUUUUGUGUGCGGGAGCCGCCAUUUUUGAGGUGUUGCUGGCCAUCUUUGUCAUGACCAUGAAGGAGCGCUACCAGCUGCACUCAUCCGACCUUUUCUACGCCUGGGAAGACCCGAUGCGAUGUCUGGGGCUAUAUGGCCGUUCUCACUUCUUUCUGAUCCUUGUCACCUUAUUCCUCCAGAUCAACAGCUACCUUUCAUCAUCGGACUUCUUCCUCGACCAGCUCCAUCGCGUAGGUCCCCGACCUGCCACUUCACUAUCGGAAGAUUGCCGUACGUUUUGCUGCUUUUCGAUGCUCGGCAUGCCCGUACUUAUCGGAGGUCAGAUCCACGCCCUGAAGACGUUCGGCCAAUGGCUCUCCCAGCGAAAAGCUCGACGGGCCGCAAAACGAUUGGAAGAUGGGGGCGACGAUCUUCUCGCCAACGUUUCCGCA